Molecule: messenger RNA, 2750 nt
Organism: Portunus trituberculatus (swimming crab)
Lineage: Eukaryota; Metazoa; Arthropoda; Malacostraca; Decapoda; Portunidae
Product: glutaryl-CoA dehydrogenase, mitochondrial-like
Exons: 10
Coding region: 158-1459 (433 amino acids)
Biological process (GO): fatty acid beta-oxidation using acyl-CoA dehydrogenase; fatty-acyl-CoA biosynthetic process
Cellular component (GO): mitochondrial inner membrane
Molecular function (GO): glutaryl-CoA dehydrogenase activity; fatty-acyl-CoA binding; flavin adenine dinucleotide binding
Source: RefSeq, a predicted model, not a curated record
GGGUGCUCACUGGCCUUGUCUGGCAGCUGGCAACUGCGACUGAACUGCACCUCGCAUCAGUCCGCUCUCAACCUUCCUUGCCAUCAACACUCCUCCUUUCUACAGAUCUACAGACCUCUGCACUUCUCACUAAGUCUUCUCAGCACCAUCAGUCAACAUGGCCCUCAGCAUGAAGUAUCUGCGCAGUCUGGGACUCCGGGUGGCACCUCAGCUUAGCCGUGUGCAGCACCUCUCGGCACAACCCGCAGCAAACAUCCAAGAGAAGAAGGAUGGUCCAAAAGCCAAAUUUGACUGGAGGGAUGCUCUCAACCUGGAGAGUCAGCUGACCGAGGAUGAGAUCAUGAUCCGAGAUGCUUUCCAUGACUACUGCCAGGAGAAGCUGAUGCCACGGAUCAAGGAGGCAAACAGGCACGAAAAGUUUGACCGUGACAUCAUGUCUGAGAUGGGGGCCAUGGGGGUACUGGGACCUACAAUCCAUGGCUAUGGGUGCCCUGGGGUGUCCUCUGUGGCAUAUGGACUUAUUGCAAGGGAGGUGGAGAGGGUGGACUCUGCCUACAGGUCAGCCAUGUCUGUGCAGUCUUCCCUGGUCAUGUACCCCAUCUGGGACUUUGGUACUGAAGAACAAAGACAGAAGUAUCUCCCAAAGCUGGCAAAGGGAGAACUGGUGGGCUGCUUUGGCCUGACAGAGCCAGACCAUGGAAGUGACCCAGCAGGCAUGGAGACCCGGGCCAAGUACAUCCCCUCAGAUAAGGUGUACCUCCUCACUGGCUCCAAGACAUGGAUCACCAACUCGCCUAUUGCUGAUAUAGUGGUGGUGUGGGCUAAGUGUGAGGAUGGCCACAUCCGAGGCUUCAUCAUGGAAAAGGGCAUGAAGGGCCUCGAUUGCCCCAAGAUUCAAGGGAAGUUCUCCCUGCGAGCAUCCGAUACUGGCAUGAUCCUGAUGGAUGAGGUGGUUGUGCCAGAAGAAAAUAUGCUGCCUGGUGUUAAAGGACUCAAGGGUCCUUUCAGCUGCCUCAACAAUGCCAGGUAUGGCAUUGCAUGGGGUGCCCUGGGAGCAGCUGAGUUUUGUCUGGACAUGGCCCGCAGCUACACCCUGGACAGGAAGCAGUUUGGCCGUCCUUUGGCCAACAACCAGCUAAUCCAGAAGAAGAUGGCUGAUGCACUUACUGAGAUCUCUCUUGGCCUCCAGGGCUGUGUGCAUGUGGGCCGCCUCAAGGAUGAGGGCAAGGCCACCCCAGAGAUGAUCAGCCUCUUGAAGCGCAACUCCUGUGGCAAGUCCUUGGACAUUGCCCGCAACUGCCGGGACAUGCUGGGCGGCAAUGGCAUCUGUGAUGAGUACCACAUUGUGCGGCACGUGAUGAACCUGGAAGCUGUGAACACCUAUGAGGGCACCCACGACAUCCAUGCGCUCAUCUUGGGCCGUGCUAUCACAGGGCUACAGGCGUUUAGUGCUAAAUAAGGUAUGAAUCAAAAUCUUAGUAUAUUUUCUCUUCAGUAGCAUUUAGCAGUACCAUUGAUAAGGUGCUGCUUGGAUGUUUGCUUCCCAUAUGUAAGUGUAAAUACCUGUGGGUUGUUAGGAGGGUAAGUGUGAGUGUGUUUUGUCAUGUUUUGAGCAAGUGUUGGAUUUAUCAUGGGUAUGAAUGAUGCCUGGAGUGAUGAAGGGUAUGAGGCAAUGCCACACUAAUAGGUGCUGCAGUGGUGUGCCUCCUGUGUCUAGAGGGAGGGAGGGAGAGAAAAAGGGUAUGAAAAUAUUUGUUAGUCUUCCAGCAUAUUGUAGAGUUUGCAGGAAGUUUGACCAGUAUCAUUGUGAAUCAUAUUUUGAGAACUAGUAUUGGCUGAAUAAGAGAACAUUAUUUAUACUUUAAGUUUAUCUAAUUAAGUCAUACCAUGUCAUAAAUUUUGUGUGUCCGAAAUCAUCUCAAGUUCAUGAUUCAGGUUGAAAGUUAUUGAUUGGUUGUGGUCAGUAAAGUGGGUAUCCUUUAUUUAUUGGUUUGGUCUGGGUAAUUAGAUCCACUGUUAGAAAGGAUACACUCUUAAACAUUAUAUUUACAUUAUCUAUUCAAAGGAAAAGCAAUUGUAAGAACUCUGCUUUUGAGGCAGAUGGAUAUGAUGUAGUCAAAUGGUACAAUAGACUUAUCAUAUUAUGUGUGAUUGGUACUCUGUUUUCAAAGCAUGUUUACAUUUUUCAUUUGUAAUUAUAAACUAUACAUUGAGUUACAAAUUAAAAAAUGAAUGUAGAGUUAUUAGGCUACCUCUGCAAGACCAUUAUAGUAUGCUAAGUGGCUAUCUUUCCAAGAUAAUUAUAGUAUGAUGAGUAUGGAACAUUUCUCAGUUCUGACCAUUAUAACCUCAUGUGGAAGCAGGAAGUUAAGUGAUUAAAGUGUCGUGUUUGAGAGGGGAGGGAGUAAUUACUAGUCUGCUAACAGUGACACCACUGUAGUCAGUAGAGGUGCACUGUCAAUUAAUGCCUUCACAGACUCUCUUCAGCCCCUCACACUGCUUGUUAUGUGCUGCUGUUAUGGUAGUCAAGUUUUCAACUGUGAAUUUUUAAUGGUGUUGAAAAGAGUUUGUCCUGUAAGGGGAAAUUGUAUACUAAUAUUUUAAUACAUGAUGGAAAAAAAGUUAUUGUAUUAAAAGAAUUGGGUUAUUCUUGAGAAAGGAUCUGGUAGUGUAUUAGUGUUGGUUUAUACUACAUUGUAAAGAAAUCACAUAUGUAAUUUCUUUACUUCAUUAUAUUUUAUUAAAAAUUG